ACCCACGUCGCGUCUGGACCCUUCUCUGGCAUCGUCCUCUCGUUACCCUAAUUAGGGUUUCCUGUCAAUCCCAGUUUCUCCUCUCGCAACAAAUCUAGGGUUCGGAAGAUGAUGCAGCCGGGAUCGAACAUGGUGCCCCCUCCCAUGGCGCCACCACCACAGUACCAGCAGCAGCCACCGCAGCAGCCGCCGUCUCAGCAGUGGAUGCCGCAGCAGCCGCAGUAUCAGGUUCCACCGCCGCAGCAGCCGGCUGCCGCUGGUUAUUACUAUCAGCAACCACAGGGUCCUGCUGCUUCCGGUGUCCCGCCGCAGCAACAGCCGCAGUACGCCCCCGCGCCGACGGCUCAAACUCAACCGAUUGUGGAUGAUGGAAUUCGGAGUUUGUGGAUCGGGGAUCUGCAGUACUGGAUGGACGAGCAAUAUUUAUAUAGCUGCUUUGCAACUGCUGGCGAGGUUGUCUCUACUAAGGUUAUCCGAAACAAGCAAACUGGCCAAUCUGAAGGCUAUGGCUUCAUUGAAUUUGUCAGCCAUGGUGCUGCAGAGAGGAACUUGCAGACAUUUAAUGGUGCUCUAAUGCCAAAUGUUGAGCAGACUUUUCGAUUGAACUGGGCAUCCAUGGGUGCUGGUGAAAAGCGUGAUGAUGCCCCUGAUUACACUAUCUUUGUUGGAGAUUUGGCAGCUGAUGUUACUGAUUACAUGCUUCAAGAAACCUUUAGAGCUAAUUAUCCUUCUGUUAAGGGUGCCAAGGUUGUCACAGAUAGGAUUACAGGACGUACGAAGGGUUAUGGAUUUGUGAGGUUUGGUGAUGAAAGUGAACAAUUAAGAGCUAUGACUGAGAUGAAUGGGAGGUUUUGCUCCACUAGGCCUAUGCGAAUUGGCCCUGCUGCCAACAAACAAAAAGUCGGUGGUCAGACCAAAGUUGCAGCAUCAUACCAAACAUCGCAAGGAAAUCCAAGUGAGGAUGAUCCAACAAACACCACAAUAUUUGUUGGAAAUUUAGACUCAAAUGUCACAGAUGAGCAUCUAAGACAGGUUUUUGGACAAUAUGGACAGUUGCUUCAUGUAAAGAUACCAGUGGGCAAAAGAUGCGGUUUUGUCCAAUUUGCUGAUAGAAGCUGUGCUGAAGAAGCCCUACGAAUAUUGAAUGGAACCCAGUUGGGAGGACAGAGUAUCCGACUCUCAUGGGGACGUAGCCCUUCUAACAAACAGGUUGACCCGAACCAGUGGAAUGGAGGAGGUUAUUAUGGAUAUGGCCCAGGAUAUGAAACCUAUGGUUAUGCUCCAGCUGCACAGGAUCCAAGUUUAUACUAUGCUGGAGGGUACCCUGGAUAUGGAAACUACCCGCCACCUCCACAGCAGCAGCAGCAGAUGAUGCAACAACCUCAGUGAUUAAAUCCAAUGGCGUCAAUGGGGCAUCAAAAUGCAGCAGAGCAGUUGUAUGUUGUUCGGUUUCGUUCGUUCCAACAAUUAUUCACUGACUCUCUUUAAUGCCAACCUGUUGGCUGGAUAGUGUUUCUGAACGAGAGUAGUUAUGAUGAUUUGAGUGUGUUUGUGUGUGUUUUCGACUCUGUUAUGAAGAGGGAGCGAGUGAAUGAGAGUUGAUCUGAUUUAAUACUGUUUUAGAUUUCUUUGUGUCAGCUUUUUAUCUAUAUGAAGUUAUUUGCCCUUAUAAUAAUGUGAUGGUUGUUCUCUGA
Messenger RNA from Andrographis paniculata, 1694 nucleotides. Its product is annotated as polyadenylate-binding protein RBP45. Gene Ontology annotation, cellular component: cytosol. Lineage: Eukaryota; Viridiplantae; Streptophyta; Magnoliopsida; Lamiales; Acanthaceae. The transcript is spliced from 7 exons. The record is from RefSeq and is a predicted model, not a curated record. Gene Ontology annotation, molecular function: mRNA binding. Bases 109 to 1389 code for a protein of 426 amino acids.